AUGCUAAAGAAUAUUGGAGUUGGUUAUAAUCAAAUUACCAUAUUCUAUCAGAGAAUAGGUAAUGGAUGGAGAGCUUUGGAAAAUGAUCAACAUGCUAUGGACUUGAUAAAAUGGGUUGACAAGGUUAAAGUGAUUGAUGUAUAUAUGGAACAUAUUAGGCAAGAAUUGUUCAAUCAUAGUCAAGCAGAUUCAAAUUGUGGUCCAUCAGAAAAAAGAUUUGGGAGCCAAAAUAUACAUGUGUUUGAACAGGAAACCAAUUUAUGGGGUCCUAGGGUUCCCACUGAGAGUUAUAGGUCCUCUGAAAGUGAUGUUUUUGAUAGUGAUUCAUAUUCCAAGGGUUCAGAUUCUAAGUUUGAAGAUAUGUAUGAUAGUGUAUAUGAUGAAUAUUUGCAUGAGACAAUUGUUGAGAGUGACAAAGGUGAAAGGUUUGACAAACCAAAAAGGAAAGGGGUUCAGAUUGAGAUAGAGACAACACAAGAGCAUGAAUGUGGCGUAGGAGGUGAAGAUUGUGAAUCUGAUGAGUUACGAAGUUUAAGUGGCUCAUUAUCCGAUAAUGAUGAAACAAGGCAUCAGAGGAAGAAGUAUUCACAAUUUAAUGCUAAGAGUGACAUGGUUGAUCCACAUUUUAAGCUUGGGAUGUUGUUCAAAAAUUCAGUUGAGUUUAGAGCGGCAGUGAGGCAACAUGCAAUUAAAUGGGGGAAAAAAUACGGUUUUCUAAGAAUGAGAGGUAUAGAAUCAGAGCAAUAUGUAGGCCAGGGUGUGAUUGGAUGA
Messenger RNA from Ilex paraguariensis (yerba mate), 771 nucleotides. NCBI's taxonomy places the organism in Eukaryota, Viridiplantae, Streptophyta, Magnoliopsida, Aquifoliales, Aquifoliaceae. The record is from the annotation of a GenBank genome assembly.